This is a messenger RNA of Ostreococcus lucimarinus CCE9901, 804 nucleotides long. RefSeq lists its product with no specific name. Lineage: Eukaryota; Viridiplantae; Chlorophyta; Mamiellophyceae; Mamiellales; Bathycoccaceae. The transcript has a single exon. The coding region runs from base 1 to 804 and encodes 267 amino acids. The record is from RefSeq and is a predicted model, not a curated record.
AUGCGCUGCGCGUCCGCACUCGCGCGCGCGAGCGCGCCCUUGAACGCGUGCGCGCGUCGAACGGGGCGCGGCGCGCGCGCGCGCGACGCGUUGGCGCUCAAACGCGCGACGGUUGGCGUUCGGCGAACGAUCGAAAUCGAAUCGAUCCGACCGAGGACGGCGGCGCGCGCGCGCGCGAGCGUCGCGACGCGCGCGUCGUCGCUCGAUGACGACGUCGUGGUCGUGCCGGGGGACUAUCGCGUCGGCGGCGUGCUGCUCGGCGUCGCGCUGCUCACGGGACCGGCGCUGCACCUCUGGACGCAGUUCUUGGUGCACGGGGUCCUGGGCGGAUUUCUCGCGUUUCAGGCGUCGCGCGUGCGAUUUCGGUUCACGCGAACGGAUCUGGAGGUGGUGUUCAUCGAACCGGGGGCGGAUGACUCGGCGGCGCUGGCGACGGACGUGGCGUCGAGCGGCGAUAAUAAACUGCAGGGCGGCGGGGAGAAUCGCUGGGCGUACGACACCAUCACGAAUUGGGAGUUCUGGUGGCCGGGAUUUCCGUGCUUGGUGUACUUUAAGGAGACGCAGACAAAGAGCGAUGGACAGCCGCACUUCUUUCCGAUCAUCAUGGAUGGGAAGAUGCUUUACGAGGUCAUGCUGAGCCGCUUGCCGCCGAGUCAAAACGAAAAGCCGUCGCCGAGCGAAUGGAGCUUGGAUUUAGCGCUCGAACAGACGCAAAUCGGGCGUCAAAUCAAAGAGAACUUGAACGAAGACCAGUUGAGGCAAAUAAAGGAGAUGAAGGGUUUCCCGGUGUUGGACGACAAGUAG